Messenger RNA from Physella acuta, 2855 nucleotides. RefSeq names its product E3 ubiquitin-protein ligase XIAP-like. Lineage: Eukaryota; Metazoa; Mollusca; Gastropoda; Physidae. The record is from RefSeq and is a predicted model, not a curated record. Gene Ontology annotation, molecular function: cysteine-type endopeptidase inhibitor activity involved in apoptotic process. Gene Ontology annotation, biological process: regulation of cell cycle; negative regulation of apoptotic process. Gene Ontology annotation, cellular component: nucleus; cytoplasm.
UAGAUAAACCAUCACAUUUAUCAUAACAGUGACUAAUAAGUUGUAACUGAGUUGUCUUAAGUACGACAAGUAGUAUGUUAAAAAUAAUUAUAGUAGUAGCGGAUUUAACUUAAAUUAAUGUAUCCAAAUUAUGUGUAUGGUUUAAAUCAAUGUGCGCGCAACACGAACAACAGAAAGUGGAAAAUAAACUGAAGUGUGGAUGUGUGAGAUGGAUAAACAUAACAUACCAAUCCAACAUCCAGACACAGACCUGUUUCCUAUGUAUCCAACCCAAAUGAUUGCCCUCUACACCGUAGGCAAUAAGGAAUUAUUUCACGCGCAAAGUUUGCAGGAUUACGACUAUCUCCGUAUAACAUGGGCGUCACAAUGUGUUUUUAUUGUUCAAUUGAUCAACGUAGCGAGAGAUGUUUGCUUUAGGAUUUAUGUUCUAGGAUUUCAAUUACAUCUCCGUAACUGUUUGACGGUUCGGUCAAAAGUUGUAAAGCCGAUGAUAAAAUAUGAUAGUGAUAUUCGAAAAUAUAAUUCAAAAGCAAAAGCCAUUCGAAAAGUAAUAAGUAAGCAAAUUUCGCAAAAGAAGCAAAUUAACGAAAAAUGUAUUAGAAUUAGUAUCAAGAAUAUCUGCAAAGAGUAUUUUCACAAAAGAGUAAGAGCAAAUGAAAAAAAUCAAGUAUAUGUUGGGCUUGAGAAAAAGCAAGAUCAAAUAAAACAAAAAGGACAAGGUUCUGAAAGCUACACUCGUCCCGAAUUAACUUUACGUGAUCUUUUAACCAAGAUCAACUUCAAGCCGCCGUUGCAAAGAGUUACUGUGUGUAUGCAAGCAUCACGUCCAAUGUUCCACCCACCCAAAGUCAAUAACAUUUCGUGGAACUGUCUAAGACACGAGAUGCUUCGACUGGCCACCUUCAAAAAUUACCCAAGCGCCACUGCCCAGUAUGCAUCCAGCUUGGCUAGCAACGGAUUCGUAUAUACGGGCAAUGGGUCACGCAGUGACGACACAGUCACGUGUUAUUUUUGUUUGAGAACUAAAAAUAACUGGGCUCGGGCUGAUGUUAUACCGGAUGUGCAUCAAGACAUGUCUCCAGAGUGCUCCAUGGUUACGGGCAUCAAUUGUAACAACGUCCCCAUGGCAACAGGGGUUAAAUUUGAAGAACUUCAACAUUAUUUAGAGCAAUAUAUAACCAAUGGUGCUAGAGAGGAUGUUUCAAUAGACGCCACCGAAGCCGUGAACUGCAGUGGUCAAGAUACCCCGACCUCAGACCCCGUGCACGGUCCAGACGGUGACACCCCAGCGCUGUACGAGUCUGAUCACGUUACGGAACCGCCUGACAGUCACGUGAUAUCUCCUCCCUCAGCGACUCAGCAUUUCGGCACCGCAUCCAUUACUUUACCAUCAACAUCACGACUUUCGACUACAACAACAAAUCCUGUAUUGCCAUCACACGGCCAACAUUCUACAAGCAACUCUACUCUACCUUCCCCGUGCGUACCUACACUCCCACCCUCUGAGACUACAGUCACUAGGCAUCAGCCCCCUCCCUCUCACCAUACAAGACACACCCAUGCCACUGCCGUUUCAAGAAGAAACAGGCCCCCACAAACCCCAACACUAUCAGAGCUAGCUAUCAUCACUGACAGACCAAAGCGCAUUGACUUCGCCCAUAAACUCACCAGAUUACAAAGUCUGGCCAACUGGCCGAGGGGUCAUCACCUGACCCCGGAGGAUUUAGCAAGCAGCGGAUUUUAUUAUGGUGGUUAUGGUGACUGUGCCAGAUGUUUCUACUGUGGUGGUGGACUCAAAAACUGGGAAGAUGAAGAUGACGUGUGGGUAGAACAUGCCAGAUGGUUCCCUAAGUGUGCCUUCAUCCGUCAACAGAUGGGACAGGUGUUUGUGGAUACUGUACAACGUCUAAACGAGGAUCAUACGCUGAUUACACUACAGAUGGUUUCGGAAAAGUUGAAUCAUUCACCUUCAUCCCAGUUAGCAAUUAAAGAAAAUCCACUGAAGAGAGAUCCCGCUGUUUUGACAAUCGUAGACAUGGGCUACAGACUGGACGAUGUGGUCAGCUUCGCUCAGCGUGUUAAAGAAGACAGUAACGUCAUCUCAACUGAUACAAUUCUUCAAAUGAUGCAAAAAUCUAAUGAAGGAAGGAGUCACGAUACGAAGCAAGCAGUUUCAACAUUUCAAGAAAAGGAUAUAAACAAUUUUCUAGAAAUGAUAAGAACAAUAAAAGAACAGAACAACCAGCUACGUCAGCAGACUGUGUGUAAGAUCUGUAUGGACCAGGAGGUGGCUGUCGUCUUCCUGCCCUGUGGUCAUCUGGUGUCGUGUGCGGACUGUGCAUCAGCCAUGAGAGACUGUCCUCUCUGCAGAUCUAAUAUUAAAGGCGUGGCUAGGGUUUUUCUUGCCUGAUACUACAAUUGUUUUUUAAUUACUGAAAUAUACGGUUAAGCAGAAACAGAAAUAAAACAUGUACAACAUAGUAAUUGUUUAUGAGGGAUAAUAAAUUAUUCAUUGAUUUACUUGUGUGAGAAAAAUAAAGUAUGUGUCCCACUUUAUAUUUACAUACAUUAAAUAUGUGUGUGUGUGUGUGCUUGCGUGUAUGUGUGUUUGUGAAUAAGAUUACAAAUAAGCUACCGAAAGUACAUAUAGUGUGUGUUAAGAACAUUUUAAUUCUCUUUUUUUUUUUUCUUUUUUUUUUUAAGUUAAGUACAUUUUAAUUCCCGUUUGAAUAUAUAUAUCAACUAUUCAAUGUGAUUGGUGCUAGAUCUCUACAUUGUUUAAUUGUGACAAAUAAAUUAAACUUACAUUUAACUAUGUUAGUUGAUCUUUAACUUUGAUAGCUCUGAUAAUAAUA